AUGCUUCAGCUUCUCGAUAAAUUUGUGGAGCGUGUGGGUGAAUCGGCUGUUGUUCAAGUUGUCACCGAGAACACAAAUGUCAUGGUGCUUGCUGAUAUCGGCAAACUGCCCACUUUCAAAGCGACAACAAAGAAAGCAACAAGCAUAGUUGCCUACAUUUAUUCUCGGCCACUCGUGUUGAAUAUGCUUCGCCAGUUCACAGGAAGAAACGAGCUUCCUCUACGGGCAGGCAUCACGAAAUUUGCCACCAUUUUUCUAAUGCUCGAAAGGAUGCAAUCACUCAAGGAGAAGUUGAGUGAUAUGUUUACUUCGCAAGAAUGGAAAGAAAGCAAGUGGAUUAAAGAAGCCCGUGAUUAUGGUGGACCUUCAAUGGGCUUUAUUUAUAAUUCUAUGGCUUAUGCAAAAGAAGCAAUUAAGGAUGCUUUCAAAGGAGAAGAGGAGGAGAAGUAUAAUAGAGAAGUGUUUGGUAUCAUUGAUAAGAGAUGGGAUUGCCAGCUUCGUAAUCCUUUGCAUGCUGCGGGCCAUUAUUUGAAUCCGGUGUUCUUUUCCACAUACAAAUAUGGCAUUGAUGUUCCUAGUGAUGUGGCAAACGGUUUUCUUGAUUCUGUCGAGAAAUUGGUUUUGGAUCUUGACGAGCAAGAGAAAAUCACUUCCCAAGUCUGUGUGUACCAAAGGGCGGAAGGGCUGUUUGGGAAGGAUUUAGCAAUUAGGAUGAGGGAUAAAUUACACCCGGCAGAUUGGUGGGGUUUGUUCGGUUCACAUACACCACAAUUGCAAAAGUUUGCUAUUAAAGUGCUUAGCCUUGUUUGUAGCGCCUCGGGUUUUGACCACAGUUGGAACGUAUUUAAACGCAUUCAUGGCAAAAAGUGGAAUAGGCUCGAUCGACAGUGUAUGCAUGAUGUGUUGUAUGUGAAGUGCAACCGUUUUCUGAAGCGUAAGUAUAAUGGAGUUAGUCGUGUGAAUCCCAUCUCUUUGGAUGAUACAGAUGUUUACGAGUGGUUGGUGAAAAAUAUAUUGGAAGGAGAAAAUGAUUUAGAAGAGUUGGUGUUUGAUGGCGAAGAUUUGACUUGGGAUGAUGUAGUAAUAGCUGUUGGGACCGAGCAAGUUGUUGAAGAAGAGCAAGUUGUUGAAGAAGGCAGAGGAAAGGAAAAGGAAAAGGAGAAUGAAAUAGAAAACGGAAAAGGAAAUGCAACCUCCUUAACGAGAGGCUCGAUUCCAAGACUUCGACAAGAAGAAGAAGAAGAUGAUGACGAGAAUGAAGAAGUUGAAGAAAACGAACAAGAUGAAAAAGUUGAAGAAAAUGAAGAAGGGUCUAGUGAGAAAUUUGACAAAGAGGAGGAUUGGCAUGAUGACGUAGAAAAUGAAGAAGGGUCUAGUGAGAAUCUUGACGAAGAGGAUGAUUAUUAUUAUAGCUUAAUUUCCUUUGUGUUUAACUAG
Striga asiatica is the source of this 1437-nucleotide messenger RNA. The record is from the annotation of a GenBank genome assembly. NCBI's taxonomy places the organism in Eukaryota, Viridiplantae, Streptophyta, Magnoliopsida, Lamiales, Orobanchaceae.